CAGACAACAGUUGCGGUGCUAGCUGGCUACACAAAACCACCUCACACUACGACUUUCAUAAUACAACGAUUAACCGCUACGUAGGUAAAAUACGAGAUUAUAUACCGGUGUUUAACUGGAAAGGCGAGCUACACCAAAGAUACAUCUCGCUUAAGGAAAAUGGAAACAGUUGCGGGUCAGAAAGAGAAGGCGAAGUUUGCCCCGCUGGUGCCCCGUGAGAAGAAGCCAGGGCAUGGAGAGAAAGGAGAGGUGAAAAAGAGUGAGAAUAAGUGUAAAGAAGAGGGGGGUGGAAAUAAGGAGAGAAACAUUGAUGUAGGAAAGAAGACAGGAGGAUCAUGUGAAGGAGAGAGAGGAGUAGAGAGCAAGGGUAAGGCCUCUGGGUUAGAGAAGAAAAGAGGAGAACGGAUGAAGAAAGAAGGGAAGAAGAAGAUGCCAGAUACAGAAAAAGCUAGGGCUGCCGAUGAAGGGGUUCCCCAACAACAGGAAGGUAAAGAGGGAGAGAGAGGAGGAGGCGAGGGAGCGAAGGAGAAUAAAAAACAGAAAAAUAAGGAGGAAGACCAAUCCAGUAAUGAAACAGAACAAGGGAAGGAGAGAAUGAAUGUGAAAAAGAAGAAGAAAGAGAAUGAGAAGGUCAGAAAGGAAGGGAAAGAGAUGAAAAAGAAGAGACAGAGGGAUGAGASAGAGAGCAAUAAGAAGGUAGUGUGUGGAAUACAGUUAGUGUUCCUUACUUAGCCAGAAGUAAUACAGCUGGUAGGCCUUACUUAGCMAGUAGUAAUACAGUUAGUAGGCCUUACUUAGCCAGUAGUAAUACAGUUAGUAGACCUUACUU
Salvelinus sp. IW2-2015 is the source of this 829-nucleotide messenger RNA. The record is from RefSeq and is a predicted model, not a curated record. NCBI's taxonomy places the organism in Eukaryota, Metazoa, Chordata, Actinopteri, Salmoniformes, Salmonidae.